Molecule: messenger RNA, 1107 nt
Organism: Rhipicephalus microplus (southern cattle tick)
Lineage: Eukaryota; Metazoa; Arthropoda; Arachnida; Ixodida; Ixodidae
Product: protein FAM135B
Biological process (GO): lipid metabolic process
Source: RefSeq, a predicted model, not a curated record
AUGGAGCUGCUGGCGCUCUCCUCGCAUCCCGAGAGCGAGGUGUGCAACUGCUGGCGACAGUUUCGCGCCACGGACUUCCGGUUCCGGCGGUCGUCCUCGCUUUCGCUGCCGCCGACGCUGGCCGAGCUCUACCAGGGUACUGAGCCGGCCUGCUGCUACCGCAUCAACGACACCGAUAGGUUCGCUCAGAUGAAAAGGAGCGUGUGGGAAUCCAUGAAGAUACCCGUCCACUGGCAUACGCCUGACGUUCCGGAGCUGGUGCUGCUAAACUUUCCCAGCCCCAAAGCACCGAAACCCGAAAACCUCCACCUGAUUGUCAUGGUGCACGGACUGUACGGUUGCUCAACGGAUAUGCGUCUUCUUCGCGUGUUCCUCGAACUGGCCCAGCCUCGCUCAAACAUUCGCUUCCUUAUGUCCAGGGCGAACGAGCGAGAGGAAACGUUCAAGGACUUCGACACGCUCGGCGCACGACUGGCGAAAGAGAUCGUGGAGCACAUAAAGAAGUACUCCAAGAAACCGGCCAGGAUCAGCUUCAUCGGCUUCUCGAUGGGCAACGUUAUUAUACGCUCGGCGCUGGCCAAGGCCGAGCUGAAGCCCCUGCACCGCUUUCUGCACACCUUCCUGUCACUGUGCGGGCCGCAUGUGGGAACCGUCUUCAACACCUCCUUCGUCGUCAACAUGGGCAUGUGGUAUCUCCAGCGAUUCGAAAACACCGCGUCCCUGAAGCAGAUGAUGCUUGCUGACAACCAAGACGUCCGUAAGACCUACCUCUACCGUCUAAGCAAGGACAAAGGCCUGGCUCAUUUCAAGAACAUCCUGCUGGUUGGUUCAGCGGACGACUACAUCGUCCCGAUCCACUCGGCGCACAUCAAGUUGGCCAAGCACAUCGUCAGGGACACCACAGCCCUAGGCGCUGCCUACAGGGAAAUGCUGCGCAACAUCCUCAAGCCGCUCAUCGACAAGCCGGACCUAAACCUGGUUCGGCUGGAGGUGCACGUGCCGUUCCGAAGCUCGCUCAUCUCCUCCAACGUGCACAUCGCUCCGCUGGACAGCGAGAUACUGGCCCAGAAGAUCGUUCUCGUCGCGUGCGCCAGGCAUCUCCUCUGA